This is a messenger RNA of Pelagomonas calceolata, 641 nucleotides long. The record is from the annotation of a GenBank genome assembly. Lineage: Eukaryota; Pelagophyceae; Pelagomonadales; Pelagomonadaceae.
ACUAGAAAGUAGCACUCUCUCCACUUUUGACUGCUACGCGGCCGCUGAGCAUAUAUUUAUCAAAGCGGCUCCACGUUCGAGCGGUCGUAAUCAUCACUUCUCGCGGACACGGUCGAAAACCGUGGUCCGCGCCGUGCUGCAUACAUUCCAACACCCUGCCCGGGGCAGCGGGAGCCGGCUACGCCGCCGCAGAAGUGCAGCGGGAGCUGCUACGCCGCGCAGACGUCCAAGCAUGGACACCAAAUUCCCGGAGGACGAGACGGACCCGGCAAAGAUGAAGAAGCUCCUCGCCGCCAUGUCGCCGGCCCAGGAGGACCGGUUCGAGCAGGCGCGGCGGGCCCGCUUCAAGCCGAACCACCUCAAGAAGCUCGCGGUGAUCGCGGACCGGGGGCCGUUGGACGAUGGGGGCGCCGUCGUGCUGGCGUCGCUGGCGAAGAGUCGCGUCGCGGAGCUCGUGAGGGCGGCGCGGGAACGGAAGCCAGGCGAGGGGGCGUUAUUGCCCUCUGAUUAUGCGGCGGCGGCGCGAGCUCUGCAACGACGAGGAAGAGUCCAGGUCGUGGGGUCGCACAAGAAGCCGCGCUUGGACGGCCCGGCCGUCGUCGACGCCGACGAGCUCCUCUAGUACUAGUAAAGAUGUGAUG